UCCAAAAAUACCCAUAUUGCAUGGGUUUGAAGCGCUUUUCACAAACCGGAAGCAGGGCUGGCAUUUACUCCCUCAAUGCGCGCAUUGUGCUAUUUUGGAGCCCCAACACAAAGAGCAAAGCCGAAACGCAAAGAGCGAUGCAACUAGCUCAAAGAGCGGUAAUGAGAGAGAAGAGUGUGUCUACAGUACAUCAUAAGGCGAUGCCGACGGAUAGUGUUGACAACAAAACAUAAAAUGUAUUGAUGUGUAGUGCACAGUGUUCUAUAACCAGACUGGAAAGAAACCCUCUCAUGUCAUUUGAAAACAAAACUUGAACGAUUGUUUUCCAUGACAGAGCUCAAAAGAAAAUAUUUCGAAUUGAAUCAUUAUCUUAUUUCACGAAUUAUAUUACGCUUAGAUUGGUUAUUUCCAAACCCACUCCACUUUUGUGAGGCUUUUUGAAAAUUGUUAAAGACUUGUCACACCUUUUAUCCCUUGAAAUAAUUUAUUUUGUCAAAUCAAUCAAUAUUCAAUAUCAAUCAAUAUUAAAUUUAAAUAUAAUUUAAUUUAUGCGCAAUAUCUGUUUUCUGUCAAAUUAUCAUUUUAAUUCCUUUUAAAUGAAAAAGUGUUUCUACCAAAUGGCAGGUAAGGGUUUCUCCUGGUUGAAAUGCUGUUGCUGCGAGAAUCUGUUUUGAUUUUUUUAAGCUUAACAUUCUAUAAAGUCCUAUAGAUAUAUUUCAAUCGAACAGCCCAUGGACUUUCAUUCAUUCAUUCACCGGAUGAAUAUUAAGUGGAUGAAUGUGCAGCGAAAUUGUUCAUUUUUUGUAAACACGGCCCGCAGUAAAGGUUUUCUUCCCGCUGGAAGUUGCAGCGUGACGUCAUCGUAGAUUAGUUCAUUCCGUGAAAUUAAUAUGGAUAAAAAAAACUAAAUUCAAUGUAUGACUCGGUUUGAUAAAGUUUCUCAUUUUCAUUCACGCUUCCGCGAAAUGAAAUUGAAAAACAACUGCUAUAAUCUUAUGUUGCAUGGAAUGCAAUGCACUGUAUUUAACUAAAUGCCAAGCACUUGCCAGUCGUUCAAUAUUACGUCAAAUAUUUGCAAUUCGGUAAAAUAACAAACGCAAGACGCAUUGCCACCAAAACAUCACAUUUAAAAUGUCAUCUUUCACAUCACAUGGACUUGUAAGUUCACUUAAGCCUUUUUCAAAUGUUUGUCUUCACUAAUGUUUACAUGUCAUUUGAACUGAAUGUACGGAGUGUUUUCCGCAAAGCCAGUUUAAACAUCGAAAAUGGCUUCGAAAAAACAGUCGGAAGUUAACUUGAGUGAUUUUUUUGUUAGCAAAAAGUGGAUUUCCAGCGAUGGAAGAGAAGUGAGAUCGCUUUGUUGUGUUUUGUGCGGGGAUCCCAGUAAAACAUUCAAGUGUGAGUCGAAGUGGAAUCUCAAACGGCAUCUAGUCACAAAACACAAAGAAAAAGCUAAGGAGAUCGGCUUAGACAAGGAUUUGGAGGAUGAAAACUGCGACCCCAAUGCACAGUCGUUCAAAAAUAAGAUCAAAGUAUCUUUUUGGGUGGAUCCGAACGACCACAAAAAGCGGAUGGUAAAAUGGGUCUCCGUUGGCAACGUCCCGUUGAAUUUCUUUAAUCUGAAGUGCGUGCAGGAAGUUCUACAUCCGAUAGAAGAGGGGAUGAAAAUUGGCCACACCAACCGACAUAACAUUUUACAAUAUGUCCAUGAUUGCACGGUUAAUGCUGUAAAACACAUUUCCUUGGAAAUGCAAGGUAAACUCAUUUCCAUCAAAGCUGAUUUGGCAUCCCGGAAGGGUCGGACUAUCCUCGGUAUUAAUGCGCAAUUCAUUAAACACGGGGAGAUAGUUGUGCGUACAUUGAUGAUGGCAGAAAGAUUUGAAAAAAACACCGCUGAGAAUAUUAUGGAGGAAAUUUUGAGAGCAUUGGCAACUUUUGAUAUUCAAUUGCCUCAAAUAUACAGCAUUACCACGGACAACGGCAGUAAUAUGCUCAAAGCGACCAGACUGACUCGUAACCUCCAGGAACUCAACGAUAGCUGCUUGGAUGAACGUGAGGAAAGCGAAUACGAAGAUACGGAUGCAGAAGGAGAUGAAGAAUUAAGUGCGGAUACCGAUGAGCCAAAUUCCAUUGAUUUCGAAACUACAGAAGAACCAUCUGAAUCGGACGCGCUGUGGGAUGACGAUUUCCACCUCCAAGAUAUGAAAGAUGAUGAGCUGCCGGUAAUAGAAAAAGCAAGUCUCACGGGAAUCAGAUGUGCGGCACACACGGUACAGCUAUCGGUGCUCGACGUACUGAAGAAAGAUACAGUGGCUAAAUUUCUAACUAAAACUCGAAAACUAGUCAAAACACUUCGAGCACAGCCGUAUGGAAAUAUGUUUAGACACGAUAAAACGAAAAAGCUGCCUUUCUUCGACGGGGAUACCCGCUGGGGCUCAUCACACCAGAUGGUUGACUGUCUGCUUCAACAGCAAGACUUCAUCAUUAGUAUGCUGCCACCAAACUUGCUGAAGGAUUACAGCGCCAACUAUUGGAAACGGGUAGAACAGUUUGUUCUUGUUACAACUCCUCUUUACGUCUUGACUAAGCGCAUCCAGGAAGAAACAAUGACAUGUGGACAACUUUUCUUGUACUGGAAAGAGUGUUGUUUGGAUUUAGAAGUACUUCAAGACACACUUGCUAAACAACUACUCGAUGCGUUAGUGGAACGUAAACCGAUGUGGUUCAACAACCCUGCUUUCUACGCAGCGUUGCUUGUAGAUCUACGGUUGAACGAGUUUGACCCACCAAUUCUUACAGCGGAGCAGAAAGAAGAAGGCAUAAUGCAUAUGUUGGCUACAUGGAAAUCCAUUAAAGCUGUCACUGGAAAGCAAAAAAUAGAAGUGGAGUCGACUGCACCAACAUCAUCCAAAAAUACCCCUCUAAAACGUGUCCAACAACUGCUUUCGGCCAGCAAACAAUCGAAACCACCGGAUAUCUCUGAAAUGGAAAAGAAAAUCCGACGCCUCUCAUUGGAACCAUCUCUGCCAUUGGAAUGUGAUGUGAUUGAAUGGUGGGAUAAACAGUACAACAAAGACGUUGACCUUGUACAACUCGCUCUCACCGUUUUGCAACUACCCUGUACACAGGUGUCGGUCGAACGUUCGUUUAAUGGAUUGGGACAAAUUUUGUCUAAGUUCAGGACGUCUCUUGGAUCAAUCCCUUUGCAGCAGAUACUGUUCUUGAAAGCGAACGAUAAUUUUAUUGAUUCCAUUUAUAUGAACUUCGCUUGAUUGCGAUUUGCGCAGCAUACGUGCGCAUUCCUUUUUUAAUGAAAUAAAACGUUAAUGGUUGAAUUCAAGCGUUACUGAUUAUUUCCUUGGGAGUGGUGAAGAAUGUUUCUAAUUGAAUAUGCCCGAGUUUUUGUUGGAAGAGCAUGAUUGGAGUAGGAAUGAUCUUCGUAGAUGUUAAGAAAUAUGUAAGACUCAUUAAUUGAAUUCUAGGUGAUUGAAAAUCGAACCAUUCUUUCCACUUUGAAAAGGUAACAUAGGAUAGAGGGGGAAGGAACCAUAAUUGAUUUUGGAAUUUUCAAUAGCAGUUUUUCGUUCAAAUUCAAAAAUUACAGGAAAAUUGGUUUACUGUAUUCCAUUCUUCAGCCGAAACACAGUGAACACAUUUUCAUCAAUUAUUUUUCAGUUUUAAACAGAACAAUUGCUUUUGGAAUUUCGAUUUAUAUUUAUAUUGUCAAUAUGCCUUUAUAUUCUCAAUAUGUUUGAAAUAUUACAGAAUGUGAUUGACGUUGCUUAUGACCAUGGGCCAUCAGACCCAAUUGACAGUAUUUGCUUUUCAUUAAUUAUGAAGCUUUAAACUUAAUUCGCCAGUUCAUUCGUCUCCAUGUAUUUGUUAUGUCUGAUUUCACUAUAACUAUGAAAUACUACGACUUUGACUAUAAUAUGAAAUACUAUACUAUUAAAUACGAUCAAUAGUAUGGUUAAUCUUAUUUGUUAGAUUCUAUAACACUUGCCCGAAUGCAUUACUAGCCUGAAUGCCACAUGCCCGAAUAUGUCAAGCUUGCAGCACUUCCGGAUAAAAUUUCCCUGUUGGAUAAGAUUUGAUUAAUCAUAUUCUUUUUUGCCUUUCAAUUUAUUUAUUGAACCGAGUUCUGUAAAAAGUAAGCAUUGAGAAAAUGGGCUGUGAAGUUUUCAAAUUCGUUUUC
Molecule: messenger RNA, 4195 nt
Organism: Aedes aegypti (yellow fever mosquito)
Lineage: Eukaryota; Metazoa; Arthropoda; Insecta; Diptera; Culicidae
Exons: 3
Coding region: 1266-3272 (668 amino acids)
Molecular function (GO): protein dimerization activity
Source: RefSeq, a predicted model, not a curated record